ACGACAGCAAAGAAAAAAAAACCCUAAAAUCAAGAAUUAAUAAAAAAGAAAACAAAAUAAACUUCUUCUUUCUUUACUACUUCUUCUUCUAAAAACAGGAAAUAACCAUGAAACAUCCUUUGAAUCCCCUUUAAUUAGAUCUUCCACCACCACUCUUCACUCAUUCUCAGCUCUGAUUUUGCAGGUUUAGUUGGUUUUAGCUAGUUUUACGAGAUAAAUCUUUUCCUUGAAUGAGGAAAAGAUUGUAAGGUUGUUUUAGUGGUUUACUUUUUGUUUCAUGGGCAAUUCAUGCCGUGGAUCUUUAGGAAGUAAAUUAGUAGAAGUCCAGAACGAGCCGGUAGAUCAUUCCAAACGAAAUACUUCUGAACAUUCCAACAAUUCUGAUUAUUCGCCAACUAGAUUGAACACUCAAUUGAUUUCUGAAGAAUCCGGGAAAGAUUGUCCUAAGAAAAGUAGUAAAUUGUCUGUUUUUAGUCCAAGAAAGGAUAACAGCAUGAGAAGAGGAAUGGAAAAUCAUGCUUAUUAUGUUUUGGGUCAUCAGACUGCUAAUAUUCGUGAUCUUUACACGUUAGGCCGUAAAUUAGGGCAAGGUCAAUUUGGUACUACUUAUUUGUGUGUUGAGAAUGGUACUGGUCAUGAAUAUGCUUGCAAAUCUAUAUCUAAGAGGAAGUUGAUUUCCAAAGAAGAUGUGGAGGAUGUUAGAAGAGAGAUUCAGAUAAUGCACCAUUUGUCAGGUCACAAGAACAUUGUGUCGAUUAAGGGUGCUUAUGAAGAUCCGUUGUAUGUCCAUAUUGUGAUGGAGUUGUGUGCUGGUGGUGAACUGUUUGAUCGGAUUAUUCAGAGAGGGCAUUACAGUGAGAGAAAGGCAGCUGAGUUGACAAAGAUUAUUGUGGGAGUUGUUGAAGCUUGUCACUCACUUGGGGUUAUGCAUAGAGAUUUAAAACCAGAAAAUUUCUUGUUAAUUAACAAGGAUGAUGAUUUCUCUCUUAAAGCUAUUGAUUUCGGGCUCUCAGUCUUCUUCAAACCAGGUCAGAUCUUCACUGAUGUUGUUGGAAGCCCAUAUUAUGUUGCUCCCGAGGUUCUCUGUAAACAUUAUGGGCCAGAAGCAGAUGUGUGGACAGCUGGAGUCAUUCUCUACAUAUUGCUUAGUGGUGUACCACCUUUCUGGGCAGAAACGCAGCAAGGGAUAUUCGAUGCUGUAUUGAAGGGAGAGAUUGACUUCGAUUCAGACCCAUGGCCUGUGAUUUCAGACAGUGCCAAAGACCUUAUCCGGAAGAUGCUUUGCUCUAAGCCAUCUGAUCGCCUGACGGCUCAUCAAGUAUUAUGCCAUCCUUGGAUAUGCGAGAAUGGUGUGGCUCCUGAUCGUUCACUGGAUCCAGCUGUCCUCUCCCGUUUGAAGCAAUUCUCUGCAAUGAAUAAAUUGAAGAAGAUGGCUUUGAGAGUUAUAGCUGAAAGUUUAUCAGAGGAAGAGAUUGCUGGGUUAAAGGAGAUGUUUAAGGCAAUGGAUACUGAUAACAGUGGUGCAAUUACAUUUGAUGAACUCAAAGCGGGUUUGAAAAAAUAUGGCUCUAACUUGAAGGAGUGGGAGAUCCGUGAUCUGAUGGAUGCAGCAGAUGUAGACAACAGCGGGACUAUCGAUUAUGGGGAAUUCAUUGCUGCAACUGUACAUCUUAACAAGCUGGAACGUGAGGAACACUUGGUUGCAGCAUUCGCUUAUUUUGACAAAGACGGUAGUGGUUAUAUUACAGUUGACGAACUCCAGCAAGCUUGUGUGGAGCAUAACAUGACUGACGUUCUUCUUGAGGAUAUCAUUAAAGAAGUUGAUCAAGAUAAUGAUGGUAGGAUCGAUUAUGGUGAGUUUGUGGCUAUGAUGACAAAGGGAUCUGCUGGAAUUGGACGAAGAACCAUGCGAAACAGUGUGAAUAUAAGCAUGAGAGAUGCUCCUGGGGCCCUCUAACAACAUAUCAUGCGUACAUGGUGUACAGGUCGUGUAAAACAAGGCUAGAACAGAAGAUUCAGAGAAGUAGCUUUAGAGAUGCAGCCUUGGUUCCUCACUAGCUUUGAAGCCUUGCAGGUGUAUUUUCAACAAUUUUGGAGAUGGAGAUUUGAUUCUGAGAACUUCACCCCAGCUUGUGUUGGUAAAUGAUUUUGAAAGUAACAUGUAUCUCCAGUCUCCAACUUAAAGUGUUUGCCUGCUGUUUGACGUUUGAAGUUUUAUUUGCAUUGUUGUAAUUUGUGAUUUGUAUCCUUCGCGAUCAACAGAAAUAGGUUACCGUGAUUGUAAACAUGUUCCAAUUAUGUAAUUAGCUGGGCUUUCUUUAAAAAAAGAAGAGAUUUUAGGGAUUGCAGGUUGACUA
Messenger RNA from Papaver somniferum (opium poppy), 2357 nucleotides. Its product is annotated as calcium-dependent protein kinase 26-like. Gene Ontology annotation, cellular component: cytoplasm; nucleus. Gene Ontology annotation, biological process: peptidyl-serine phosphorylation; intracellular signal transduction; protein autophosphorylation. Gene Ontology annotation, molecular function: calcium/calmodulin-dependent protein kinase activity; calmodulin binding; calcium-dependent protein serine/threonine kinase activity. Bases 278 to 1957 code for a protein of 559 amino acids. The transcript has 9 exons. The record is from RefSeq and is a predicted model, not a curated record. Lineage: Eukaryota; Viridiplantae; Streptophyta; Magnoliopsida; Ranunculales; Papaveraceae.